Messenger RNA from Penicillium hordei, 741 nucleotides. RefSeq lists its product as uncharacterized. The record is from RefSeq and is a predicted model, not a curated record. The annotation marks the transcript as partial. The transcript is spliced from 2 exons. NCBI's taxonomy places the organism in Eukaryota, Fungi, Ascomycota, Eurotiomycetes, Eurotiales, Aspergillaceae. Gene Ontology annotation, cellular component: cytoplasm.
AUGGCAGUUGACUGCAUUCCCAUGGCAUCAGCCCACCAUCCCCACCAUCCCUUCAACCAACUCAGUCAAGAUCGACACCAAAACGUGGGAACAAGCAUGGGCAGCAACAACCCAUAUGCGCGCUAUAUUUCACCAGCGCCCUCCUACUCUCGACGGUCGCGUUCUGAGUCUGUGAACUCCGCGCCUUCAAUCUGGUAUUCCGGCAUACCCGAACAUCAUCCGGUGGAGCCGAGACGCAAGCGCGAGCACUCUGCUCCCCAUCAUCGCCGCACCAACAAGUACUCCCGGCACUCACAGCUUGUGCAACCCGAUAUCAUCGACAGACUGGACAAUGCCACCAAUUUCUCCUAUCACCACGAGGGCCCGUACGACGCAGCCCGCCCUGAACGAAACCGCUUUGCUGAGUCCAGCCCGCUGGAAGCUGUCAAGGAGUCAAAUGCCGAGGCCCUCCGGGCGACUCCCCACCACAAGAUCGCCGACGCCCUAAACAGUCACCGGCCGCUCGAUGGCGUUGCCUUUUAUCCUCCUGGAACCACGGAUCGCGACGGCCAGGAGUACUCUUACGAAGAGGGCUCGAACAUGAUGAACGACUUUGCUGGUAACUUCAUGCGCCUUCCUGGCACGAAAUUCACCGAUGAGGACUUCAAGAACGAUCCAUUUUACAACCGUCCCCCGGUGAACCCGUUCUCUGAACUACGAAAGAAAAUCAGUCUGCGACUGAAAAAAAAGACGCAACACUCA